Lactuca virosa is the source of this 318-nucleotide messenger RNA. The record is from the annotation of a GenBank genome assembly. Lineage: Eukaryota; Viridiplantae; Streptophyta; Magnoliopsida; Asterales; Asteraceae.
AUGAAAAACAUCGAGAGCCGAUUCCCGUUGAAAUCGCAGACGGCGGUGGCGGCGGUGUCGGUUGCGAGGUUUAGAAGCUCCUCCGGUACACCGGAUCGGCCAUGGAUGAAGCAACUGAGAGAUUUGGCGAAGUCUAGCUUUAGUAGAGAAGGGAGCAGUGGAACACCGCAGACGGAUCCUUCGUGUAGUCGACCAAAGUGGAGUGGGUUUUGGAGUGGGAAGAGAAGUGGGAGUUCGUCACAGGCUACAUCCAUGGAUUCGAAAUCGAAACCAAAAGGGAUGUAUAAAGAUUUUGAAGCCCUUUUUGGUUCCAAGUGA